Molecule: messenger RNA, 2065 nt
Organism: Oncorhynchus keta (chum salmon)
Lineage: Eukaryota; Metazoa; Chordata; Actinopteri; Salmoniformes; Salmonidae
Product: dymeclin-like
Exons: 3
Biological process (GO): Golgi organization
Cellular component (GO): Golgi apparatus
Source: RefSeq, a predicted model, not a curated record
GCCCAGGACCUGAAUGUGAUUGAGGAGGUGAUCAGGAUGAUGCUGGAGAUCAUCAACUCGUGUCUGUCGAACUCUCUACACCACAACCCCAACCUGGUCUACGCCCUGCUCUACAAGAGAGAGCUCUUUGAACAGUUCAGAACACACCCAUCCUUCCAGGACAUCAUGCAGAACCUCGACACAGUGAUAGGUUUCUUCAGCCAGCGUCUUGAGGCAGCAGGGACAGACUUGUCAGUAGAGAGGGUUCAGGAGGUCAUCCUGAAGGGAGCACAGGCCCUGCCCAAAGACCGCUUCGAGAAGUUCCCGGAGCUGAAGUUUAGGUACGUGGAGGAGGACCAGCCUGAAGACUUCUUCAUCCCUUACGUGUGGUCCCUGGUUUUCAACUCUGGAGUAGGCCUUCACUGGAGCCCUACAGGCAUAGAACUCUUCAGCAUGGACUCUGGCUGAUUGUGAGAGUUCACGUCUGUCUAGCUAUGGGCCAAUCCAAACUUCCACUUUAGUCAAAUGUUCACUUAGUCAUGCAUCGAUGUAAAUGGGAGAUGUUACCUUAGUGGAAGUUAGGAUUCGCCCGUGUGUGUGUGUGUGCGCGCGCACUGCUUUGGAAGUGCCUCUACAGACAGAUCCCUGGGUUACUAUGGGAUGUUAGACAGGAGGACAUUGAAUAUACUGGUCUUCCUUUCUGCUCCUAUUCGUUCAUAUCAGACAAACUUUUCCUCUGUGCUUCCACGUAGCCUGGUUAGUCCAGACUGAACACUGAGCUCACCAUUGUGAGUCAUAAUUCAGUCUGGUACAACCAGGCUAGCUUCCACAUGGUUCAGCUCCACAACCAGACCUCAACAGCAGCACUGAAUACUAAGGAUGGUACUCUUAACAGAGACUGUUUGUUUUCUCCAUUAUUGGGAGUUUGGUGCAUUUUCUGUCCUCAGUCUUUCUCAGGUUUUCUCUGGUUUUGCCUCACUUCAAAUUCACCCUUGGUUCUUUUGGGUUUGCUUAAAUCUUUCUCUUGUUUAUGAAGUAAAGUAGUUAUGGUUCAAAGAAAUUUUUAAAAUCAGAGUAUUCAUAGUAUUCAACUGUCAGAGUAUUCAGAGCAGGUCACCUGGGAUCCUAGGUUGAGGACUGGACAGUUGAUAACAGUUGGUGAUGACCUAGAGGUGUCAAUACGAUACUUGUCGCUGUAGCCUAGUCCCAGAACUUGUCACAUACAGAAUCUGGGACCAGGCUUUUGUGACUGUCUUAAGUCAUGUCUUUACCACAGUAAUUAUUUAUUAUCAGUAGUUUAGCAAAACAGGGGGUCCUUAUUUUCAAUGUUAUUUUGUGCACAAUCAUGUUUGUUUGUUUAUUUGCUUGUUUUAUAGGAUAUGUUUUUUAAAUUAUUGUAUUUAUGUAUGGAUUUUGAUAUUUGCCCCCACCAAAACAUAAACGACAAUCAACAGCAACAACAGUAGCAAAAUGAGAUCCUUAAUAUCCUUGUAAAGGAACAUCAGCAAAUCAUUUUAUUCCUGGUAGUUACGUAUUUGUCUUAAUGUCAAUAUAGAACAACAACAACUGACAAAGUUGAAUUUAGGAAGCAUAAUUAUUAAAAAUAUAAAAAUAACUAUAUACUGUAUAGGCUGUCACAUGUUUAUUUAGCCUUGUAAAUGUUCCAGGAUGCGUCAAAAUUGGUACCCUAUUCCCUAUAUAGUGCACUACUUCUUCCUGAAGUGUGCACUUGUCCACUACUUCCCACACAUUUAAAUCCAUUGAAGGGAGGUGAACAAGUGCUCACUUUGGGGAAAAAGGGAGAGAUUAUUCGGAUGUACCCAAAGAUGUAUUCUCUCCUUGCAUUCAGUAACGAGAGUAUUCUCUAUAGUGAGUGCGUGAAGUUUGAGAAGCACCUCUUUUCUUCUACUUUUUAAAAUCAUUUAUUUGUUGUACUUAUACCCCUUUUUCUCUUCAAUGUCGUGAUAUCCAAUUGGUAGGCCCUUGAGAAGCACUCUUGAAAGCAUUUGAUUUAAUUGGGGUUGUUAUGACCGCUGUUUUCCUCUGAAAAAUAAGAAGAAUGUAUUAAAACCAGAAUCUUGCUGUU